AUGAACAUUUCUGUUUUUUUUGAAAGCCGCGUAAAGGCCUCCAUGACUAGAAACAAAUUAUACAGGACAAGAGUAUCACUAAGUAAGCAAACGGCUCAGGUGAAGUCUGGUGCAUGUAACUGUAAAGCAGGAGCUAAUGGUCGAUGUAAGCAUAUUGGCGCAUUGCUGUACAAAAUACUCGAUUUUACUGAAAGCGAAGUGGAUGAAAUACCACAAGAACUUACGUGCACUGAAAGACCACAACAGUGGCACAUACCCCGCUCUAAUUCUUCAAAGGACGAACUAGUUCUAUUGGAUGAGUUAUUAGUGAUUAAGCAUAAUUAUGAGGCCGAUAAAAAGAGGAAGAAAAACGAGGUAAGGACUCAGAGAAAAGUGGAAAAGCAAAUGUACGACGCUGCACCCUCUUUUGCCAGAAAAAUCAAUGAACAUCAAAUAAAACAGUUUUCUGAGGACUUGAAAGCAGCAAAAACAAAGAACCGACCAAUGCUUAUUGAUUUGUUAGAAGGGAAUGAAUGCAAGCCCAUUGUCACUCAAGACAUAACACUAAGGGAAAAUCGAGACAACAUACUGAAGGAUCAUGAUUAUUGUUGUCAUUCAAACAGAAAACGUCAAAAUGAAAUUGGGGAUGCAGAUAGUGGCAUUGAUCUUCCUUGCAAAAUCAUUAAAAUGGAAAGCGUUAUUGAGCCACUCGAUACAAAUUUUGACAAUCGAUUUUGCUUGUCUCAUUGUGAAGCUGUCCAAGUUGAUGCUCCUGACAGUGAGCGAUCUGUUACUGAAGAUGACAACCAAGAAUGUGUACAAUCCCUUCCGCCCGAGAACCCGUGUAUAAACACCAGUUUCUCUUACAUUGAAAAACAUAUCAUUUCUGACUGGAAUUUGCCCGAAUCUUAUUCUGAUGAUUAUGAUUUGAAUGAAGAAAAUUUCAGAAAGGUGUGCACUGACUUUGUUGAAAAACUUAGUAUAACUGAGACUGAAAUAUCUGAGAUAGAAAUACAAACAAGGGGUCAGUCUGAAAAUACACAGUGGUUCAAAUACAGAUGUGCACGAGUAACAGCAUCCAAGUUUGGGGAAAUUAAGAACAGAAGAUCCACCACUGCACCUGAUCGCUUGAUACGUGAUAUUUUUCAGUACAAUCCAAAAGGUAAAACACCCCAUCAAUGUCAAGAAGGUUUAAGGCUUGAGCCCAUAAUCAAAGAGAAGUAUAUAGCCAAGCAAUCUGAAAAUGGCCACACUGGAAUAAAGGUAUCUGAAAAAGGAUUGAUCAUUGACAGAAAAAACCCUUUGCUUGCAGCUAGUAUUGAUGGUGAAGUUUAUGACCCGACAGCAAAGCACAGUCCAGUUGGAAAUCUGGAAAUGAAAUAUAAACAAUUUCCCAGCAGAUUAUGUACAGAACAGAAAAUUGAGGACAAUUUAUUACAUUUCAUUGCUAAGCAUGCAAAAGACUCAUGUCUUCAAAUAACCAGUAAUGGACUCAAGCUCAAAACUCGUCAUCAUUACUAUGCCCAAAUACAAGGAGGUAUGGGUAUUUCAGGAAGGCAAUGGUCUGAUUUGGCAGUCUAUUGUUACUACAGAAAUAUGGAGGAUUUGCAUAUUGAAAGAAUUUACUUUGACCCAAUUUAUUGCAAUGAUCUUAAACGUAACUUGUUAGAUUUUUGUUUACAUGCUGUAGUACCUGAGAUUAUCACCAGGCGAAUCAAAAGAGGAAAACCACUUCAUCCCACAGAGUAUUGUUACAAGAAGUAA
Messenger RNA from Porites lobata, 1743 nucleotides. Lineage: Eukaryota; Metazoa; Cnidaria; Anthozoa; Scleractinia; Poritidae. The record is from the annotation of a GenBank genome assembly.